AUGGAUUUAGAUAAGCAGCCAGAGGAGGAUUCGAAGAAGCGCGUGAUGAAGAUUAUUGUUGUUGGUGAAAUGGGCACAGGAAAGACCUCACUAAUUCGUCAAUAUGUACACGGAGCCUUUAGUGAAUUCUACAAAUCUACAAUCGGUGUUGAUUUCGCUCACAAAAAGAUCGAUCUUCCUACAGGAGAUGUAGUUGAUCUCCAAUUAUGGGAUAUUUCUGGUCAAGAACGCUUUGCAUCAGUUACUCAUAUGUAUUAUAACGAGGCAGUCGCUGCAAUGGUAGUAUUCGAUCUAAUUUCUCCCAGUACUCUUUGUGUUGCCAAGAUAUGGAAGAAAGAUAUUGAUGAAAAAGUUAUGACUUCAGAAGAAAAGCCAAUUCCAUGCCUUCUUGUUGGAAAUAAAGUUGAUCUUGUUGGAAAGGAAGGACCUGACAAGAGUGACGAAGAAAUGGAUAAAUUCUGUGAGGAAAAUGGCUUUAUGGGAUUCAUCAGAACUUCAGCACGUCAAGAUACAAAUGUUACAGAAUCUGUAGAAAAGAUAUUACAUUAUGUUUUGGAACAUAAUAUACAGCCUUAUCGACCAAAAGAGUUGGCCCAAUGUGUGAAGCUUGAUGAUACAAAGAAAAAGGAGAAGAAUGAGAAAAGCGGUUGCUGCUAA
Molecule: messenger RNA, 657 nt
Organism: Trichomonas vaginalis G3
Lineage: Eukaryota; Parabasalia; Trichomonadida; Trichomonadidae
Product: BLOC-2 complex binding
Exons: 1
Coding region: 1-657 (218 amino acids)
Biological process (GO): endosome to lysosome transport; phagosome-lysosome fusion
Cellular component (GO): Golgi apparatus; phagocytic vesicle; trans-Golgi network
Molecular function (GO): GTPase activity; GTP binding
Source: RefSeq, a predicted model, not a curated record